Messenger RNA from Bicyclus anynana (squinting bush brown), 1101 nucleotides. RefSeq names its product trypsin, alkaline C-like. Bases 1 to 1068 code for a protein of 355 amino acids. Gene Ontology annotation, molecular function: serine-type endopeptidase activity. Gene Ontology annotation, biological process: proteolysis. The record is from RefSeq and is a predicted model, not a curated record. NCBI's taxonomy places the organism in Eukaryota, Metazoa, Arthropoda, Insecta, Lepidoptera, Nymphalidae. The transcript has 5 exons.
AUGAGAAACUUAAACUUACUUUUUAAUAUCUUUACAAAUCAUAAUAAUAAUAAUAAUAAGCCAGUGCUUGAGCGCGGCGGAGUCCGGCUCUAUUGGGACCGGUCCAUCAUCACGGACAGGACUAUUCUUGCGAAUAAGCCUGAUAUCGUGGUGCUGGACCGGGCACAGUCGAGGGUGUUUUUAGUGGACAUCACAAUUCCAUAUGACGAGAACCUUGUGAGAGCUGAGACGGAGAAAAAACGCAAGUAUCUUGAUCUGGCUCUCGAGGUUACUGCCAUGUGGCAUGUCGAGUCCACUGAAAUCAUCCCAAUCGUCAUAUCUGCCAAUGGUUCAGAGAUAUGUUGGGCAAAGCAAAGGAUAGUCGGCGACUCAGUGACCUCCAUUGACCAAUUCCCAACAUUAGUUCAGGUAGAUGAAAAGAACAUCUGGACAGAGUUGUGGUCUCAGAACUGCGCUGGCAACAUCCUCACGGCAGACAAGAUCUUGAGUGCGGCGCACUGCUUCUACGGAUAUAACUUCGAUCCAAAGCUACGUCGUGUACGAGCGGGGGCCACGUUCAGGAACUACGGCGGAGUCGUGGCCUACGUUCAGAAGGCCUACAACCAUCAUACGUUUGGCUUGAAUGGCUACGACGGAGACAUCAGCGUGGUCAAACUAAAGGACCGGCUGGUCUACUCGCCUGCUAUACAACGGACUGCGAUUCCUCCGCAGGGCACUGUCAUUCCUGACCACUUGCCCGUCGUGCAAGCUGGCUGGGGUGCCACUUCUCAAGGCGGCCCAUCAUCCGACGUACUCCUAUACGUCAAUGUCUUCACCAUCAACAACGCUCUCUGCGCCGAGCGGUACGCAACUCUACCCAACCGACCAGCGGUGACACCCAACAUGAUCUGCGCUGGUGUCAAGGACAUCGGAGGCAAGGACUCUUGCCAGGGUGACUCUGGUGGACCUAUGAUGUAUGACAGAAUCACCGUUGGAAUCAUAUCCUGGGGCGAAGGGUGUGCGAACAAAACCUUCCCUGGCGUCAGUACCUCUGUAUCUCCAUACACUGACUGGAUUGUUGGCAUUUAAAAUAAAUGAAAUUGUUGAUGGUAUUUAUUUGAU